Messenger RNA from Rhodofomes roseus, 4708 nucleotides. Its product is annotated as histidine kinase. Gene Ontology annotation, biological process: phosphorelay signal transduction system; phosphorylation; cellular hyperosmotic response. Gene Ontology annotation, cellular component: membrane. Gene Ontology annotation, molecular function: phosphorelay sensor kinase activity. The record is from RefSeq and is a predicted model, not a curated record. Bases 183 to 4457 code for a protein of 1424 amino acids. Lineage: Eukaryota; Fungi; Basidiomycota; Agaricomycetes; Polyporales; Fomitopsidaceae. The transcript is spliced from 17 exons.
GUCGCGAGCUCCCUGCCGCCUUUAACAGCCCUCACGGCAGCGGUAUCGUUCACAGAAAGCCGACGAGAGAGGUUGUCCUUGCGACCGAGGCGUGCCGGUGCUUGCAAACGCGUGCCGAAAUUGAGUGUCCCUUUCCCCUCCGCCAGCCUGCCGCCAACUUCUCGUUGUCACUGUCGACGACGAUGGCGAUGAUGGCACCCAUCGCCGACCAUCGUACGCCCGCUGGGCACCCUUUCUUUCAGUAUCUCGUCGCUGCCCUCUCCGUUUACGAGCUUGGUCCUUCGUCAGUCCCCGUGCCCAAGUAUGACGGCCCCUCCGACUGGCAGACCGAUAGCAUCCUCCGCUCUCUCACCGCGGUCGCGCGCCGCAUGUACACCGCCGAAGAGGCCCUCGCAGCCAUCAAGGCGUCCGAACAUUGCGGCCCAGAGUCCAAGAAACGCCGGAGCGUCGGCGACAGCCCGCCCAUCAGCAGCGCCAGCUCGUCGAGCUCCCGGAGCGACGGCGCCGAGGCCAACAGCUCCAUUAGCCAGACCGCGGCAUCCACCUCGCCAUUCUUCGUCGGCACCCCCAGUAGCUCCGUGGAGAGCAUCCCGAGCACAAUGGAGGAAGGUCAGCACACAGACAACGUUGAUAAGGACGUCGAGAUGUUCGACGCCGGCGCCGACGCAGAGGGGGAGGCUGAAGUCGAGAGCGAAGAGUCCACGCCCCAGGCGCAGCAAUCGCGCGGGCGCAACGGCCUCCGCCGCACACCGUCGCCGAUGAGCAUCUCGCUCAAGGACGUCGUGAACCCGCUCGACCACCCGAGGACGUUCAAGAUGAAGCAGAUCGGCCCGCAGUCCGCACCGCCGACGUCGACCGCGGAGAGCGCAUACUGCCCGCACUGUGGCAAGAACCUCUACAACAACUUCGACGUCAACGCACCGCCGCUCAGCUCGCCGCUGGUCGUCCCGAUCGGCCCGCUCGCUGCGGCCGCAUUCGAGAGCGGCAUGAGCGCUGUCGAGGAGCUCAAAUUGCUCAAGGCUCAGGUUCAGGACGUCGCGCGGGUCUGCAAUGCUGUCGCCCGCGGCGACCUGUCUCAGAAGAUUACGGUUCCCGUGCAGGGUGUGGUCAUGGUUCAGCUCAAGGAAGUCAUCAAUGCAAUGGUCGACCAAUUGAGUGCUUUCGCGUCCGAGGUCACUCGUGUCAGUCAGGAGGUCGGAACGGAAGGCAAGCUCGGUGGUCAAGCGCUGGUGCUCGACGUCGAAGGUACAUGGCGCGAACUCACUGGUGUCGUCAACAAGCUCGCCGCGAACUUGACGAGCCAGGUCCGGUCUAUCGCAAAGGUCACAAAGGCGGUCGCCAUGGGCGACUUGUCGAAACAGAUCGACGUCGACGCCCGCGGUGAGAUCCUCGAGCUGAAGAACACGGUUAACGGCAUGGUACUCCGACUCAGGACAUUAGCAAAGGAAGUCACACGUGUUACGCUGGAAGUCGGUUCGCAAGGUAAACUGGGUGGUCAGGCGGAUGUGCCGGAUGUAGAGGGUGUUUGGCUGGACUUGACACGGAAUGUCAAUCGGAUGUGUUCAAGUUUGACAGACCAGGUGCGGUCAAUCGCAAAGGUGACGACGGCGGUCGCAAAGGGAGAUUUGACGCAGAAGAUUGAGAUCGAGGUCGAGGGUGAAAUGUUGACGCUGAAGCAGACGGUGAACUCCAUGGUGGACCAGCUGAGCGCGUUCGCAUCCGAAGUUACGCGUGUCGCACUGGAGGUCGGUACGCAGGGUAUUUUGGGUGGUCAGGCGAGGGUCGAGGGUGUGCAGGGUACUUGGGCCGACUUGACUCGCAAUGUCAACAAAAUGGCCACCAAUCUGACGGAUCAGGUGCGGUCGAUCUCAGAAGUCACGAAGGCUGUCGCAAACGGCGACCUCGGUCGAACCGUCAACGUCGACGUUCAGGGAGAAAUGUUAGACCUGAAGACAACUGUCAACCAGAUGGUUGCCCGACUCUCCGUGUUGGCAAGCGAGGUCACGCGUGUGUCCUUGGAGGUCGGUACCGAGGGUAUGAUGGGUGGUCAGGCCUACGUACCAGACGUCCAGGGCAUGUGGAAGGUCUUGUCGGACAAUGUCAACUUGAUGGCCAUGAAUCUGACGAACCAAGUGCGGUCGAUCGCCGAGGUGACGAAGGCCGUCGCUGGUGGUGAUUUGACAAAGCGGAUCACAGUCGACGUACGCGGAGAGAUGCUUGACUUGAAGAAGACCGUCAACGGCAUGACAGAGAGUCUCAGUGUCUUCGCCGAUGAGGUCACUCGUGUCGCGAAGGAAGUCGGUACCGAGGGUAAGCUGGGCGGUCAAGCACGUGUGCCUGGCGUGGGCGGUGUCUGGAAGGAUCUGACGGACAAUGUCAACGUCAUGGCUGCCAACUUGACCUUACAAGUGCGAACAAUCGCGGUGGCGACGAGAUCCGUCGCUCGCGGUGACUUGACCCGCAAGGUCACUGGUGUCUCGGUAUCCGGAGAAAUGCUCGACUUAGUGAACACUAUCAACUCUAUGAUUGACCAGUUGGCCAUCUUCGCUGCCGAGGUCAAGAAGGUCGCUCGAGAGGUCGGAACCGAGGGCAAGCUUGGUGGUCAGGCUGAGGUCGGCAAUGCAGAGGGUGUCUGGCAGGACAUCACCAUGUCCGUCAACACCAUGGCGAGCAACUUGACGACACAAGUGCGAGGCUUUGCGCAGAUCUCAGCCGCUGCCAUGGACGGUGACUUCAGUCGGUUCAUCACUGUCGAAGCCAGCGGAGAAAUGGACUCCUUGAAGACGCAGAUCAAUCAGAUGGUCUUUAACUUGCGUGACAGUAUACAGAAGAACACUGCCGCAAGGGAGGCCGCUGAGCUGGCGAACAGGAGUAAGUCGGAGUUCUUGGCCAACAUGUCGCAUGAGAUCAGGACGCCGAUGAACGGUAUCAUUGGUAUGACGGAGUUGACACUCGACAGUGACCUCGAUAGGUCGCAGCGCGAGAGCUUGCUCUUAGUCCACAGCUUGGCUCGCUCGUUACUUCUCAUCAUCGACGACAUUUUGGAUAUUUCUAAGAUUGAAGCGGGUCGCAUGACCAUGGAGCAAGUGUCGUAUUCACUGCGCCAGACUGUCUUCGGCAUCCUCAAGACCUUGGUUGUUCGAGCGUCCCAGAACCAGCUCGACCUCACAUACGACAUCGACCCCGAGAUUCCUGAUCAGCUCAUCGGAGACUCCUUGCGCUUACGCCAGGUCAUCACCAACCUCGUCGGCAAUGCUAUCAAGUUCACGCCAUCGAGGGCCGCGUUCAAGGGCCAUGUCGCCCUCAGCUGCAGGUUGCUCGCGCUCGACGACCACUAUGUCACCCUGGAGUUUUGCGUCUCCGAUACAGGUAUUGGUAUCGCGAGGGACAAGCUGACGAUGAUCUUCGAUACCUUCUGCCAGGCCGACGGUUCGACAACAAGGGAAUACGGAGGCACCGGUCUUGGCUUAUCCAUCUCGAAGCGCCUUGUCACCCUCAUGCAGGGUAACAUGUGGGUCGAGUCGGAGGUCAACUCUGGCUCGAAGUUCUUCUUCACGAUCACAUCGCAAAUCAGCCCCAUGUCGAUGGACGGUACCAUUGCCAAGAUGCAGCCGUACCUCGGGCGUCGCAUCCUCUUCGUCGAUACCCUGUACGAUCAGACUGGUGUAGCCCACCGGAUCAUGGAGCUGAACCUCGUUGCGCUUGUCGUCCACGAUGUUGCCGACGUCAAGGACAAGGAUCACACCCCGACAAUCGAUACAAUUAUUGUGGAUGGUCUUGAAGUGACGGAGCGCUUACGGGAGCACGAGCACCUCCGGUAUAUCCCGAUCGUGCUGCUGACACCGCAGUCAACGCCGCGUCUGAACUUGAAAUGGUGUCUCGACAACAGCAUCUCCUCGCAAGUCACAACGCCGGUGACGGCCCAAGACCUCGCAUCCGCUCUCAUCGCAGCGUUAGAGUCAAACACAGUUACCCCUGUCGUGGCUGCGAACGACUUGCCAUUCGAUAUACUCAUUGCCGAGGACAACCUUGUCAACCAGAAACUGGCAGUCAAGAUCCUCGAGAAGUACGGCCACCGUGUUGAGAUCGCGGAGAAUGGUCAGCUGGCUGUGGAUGCUUUCAAGACGCGAAGCCAGAGGAAUGCGCCGUUCGACAUCAUCCUGAUGGAUGUCUCGAUGCCGUUUAUGGGUGGUAUGGAAGCGACUGAGCUGAUCCGAGCAUACGAGUUGGCACACGCGCUGGAUCCUGUGCCCAUCAUUGCGUUGACUGCUCAUGCCAUGAUUGGUGACAGGGAACGCUGCCUGCUAGCCGGGAUGGAUGAUCACAUCACCAAGCCAUUGCGGCGAACGGACCUCAUGAAUACCAUCAACCAGCGUGUCGGAGAGCGGAGGGCGCGGGAGAUGCAGCUGCGGCAUCAACAUCGCAAAGCGGCAGCUGCCUUUCGAGACUUUCGGUAAUCCGUUCGCGUUGUCUUGGCCUGGUAGUCCGUCUUGUAUCGCUUGACUGUUCUGCUCGCAUUAUUGUCUCCGUCUUCGCAGUCCUCACGCACUGUACCAGUAUCAUCGUAUGUUAGCAGAUGCUAUAUGUCUCUCACUAGCCGUGUAAUUCAUGUAUCUACCGUUAUUGCUGUUUCCGUUUCCCUCCUUCACUCCGCUUGCGUCCUGUCUGGCCAUAGUUAUAUAUACGAAUGACAAGGCUCAUGCACUCA